AUGGAUGAUGUGCAAAGUAUAGCGCUUUCCAAGGAGGAGCUGGAACAGGGGCGUUACGGUACGGGGACUUUGGUCAAGGUCUUGAACGCAAUGCACCAAGAUGGACUUGUGGUUUUGAAGGACGUCAUACCUGUCGAGGUUAUCGACAAACUCAAUGCAAAGAUGUGCGAAGACGCCGAAAAGAGGAUCGCCGACCCUAGCCAAGGAUACAAUCAUGGCAUCAAAUCUAAUAUUCUGCAACGGCCACCAAUCUGCGAUGCUCAAUAUCUCAACAAGGAGAUAUACUUUAACCCGUUUUUGCUGCAGGUUGCCAACGCCUAUCUUGGACACAAACCCAUUUGGAACUGGUUGACUUCCAAUGUGGCGUUGGCAAACACUGGCGGCAUCCGUCAACCCGCGCACAAGGAUAGCCGUUACGUCCACCCCUUGUUCCCCUACUUUUUCAUCGCCAAUAUUCCGCUUUGCGACUUUAGCAUUGAAAACGGCGCCACCGAAUUUUGGCUCGGCUCGCACGCCCACACCACGUCGACCGACCAAGUCAUGCCGUCGACCCUCGAAGAUAUCAAGCCCUACCCGGGAGGCAGCAUGGAUGACCCUCUACCAGCCAUAUCAGACGAGGCCAAGUCGCAGCGCACGCAAAUUCGUCCACCAAUCCAACCGCUCUGCCGCAAAGGCGACAUCAUGAUUCGGGACCUGCGAACCUGGCACGCCGGAAUGCCAAACUCGAGUGCAGAGCACCGAGUCAUGUUGGGCCUAGGCUAUCAGAGUCCCGCUCAUGGAAAUGAGUCAAUGCACGUGCAUCUUCCAAAAUCGCAAGAGCAAUUCUUCAAGAGUCAUGACGCAGACAUGGUGGAAGUGCGGGCAAAGUGGUAUGAAGAUGACGAGUUGGCCAACACACAGGCUGAUACCGUCUUUGACACGCGGCCUUCCUACUUGAAGCGAAUUGAUGAACUAGAGCUCUGGAUAUGA
Molecule: messenger RNA, 969 nt
Organism: Pestalotiopsis fici W106-1
Lineage: Eukaryota; Fungi; Ascomycota; Sordariomycetes; Amphisphaeriales; Sporocadaceae
Exons: 4
Coding region: 1-969 (322 amino acids)
Source: RefSeq, a predicted model, not a curated record